UUACACUAAGAAUAAUAUUUAACUGGUUAUUAACAAAAAGAUAUAAUUUAGAAUUUAGGAUUUAUGUAUACUAUUGAGGAAAAUGAAGAAUUUGGAGAUGAAAACUCUUAAAAUUUGCAUAAUUCUGCUUAGAAAAGACAAUAUACUUUCACUUUUAACAAUGAAUCAAAAGAUUUAUCCAGCUACUAAGCGGGAAGCAGCUUGUUUAAUAUGAGUUAAGAAUUGAAAUAUUCAACUCCUUCAAUUUUAAAUAAUUAAGAGAAAGAAGAAAAACUUGAGAAAAUAAGAUAAAUGGAAAGCAGAAUGAAGUAACUGCAGUAAGAAAAAAUGUAAAUUGAUUUAUCAGUUAGCGAAACUGUUGAAAGAACUCAGCUUGUUUAAGAAAAUAAUGAUUUAAAAAACUAAUUGUAUGCCAUGGAGUUAUAAAUAAAGUAAUAUCAGCAACAUUAAUAAUAAGAUCUCACUGAAGUUUCUCUUUCUUUAGAGAAGUAAAAAUAAAUUGAAUUUGAAAAUAAAGUGAAUUAGCUCGUUAAAGAAAACGCUAACUUAAUUGAGUAGUUUAACAUGGCUAAGCAAGACUUAGAGCUAUUAAUCAAACAAAAGGAAGUUGAUAGAGCACAUAUUUAAGUAUUGGAAGAAAAAUUACUAGCUUUUGAGAGAAUGAAUGAGAAGUUGGAAGAAAAAAAUAUUUAGUUGCGUGAUGAAAUGAUAAAAAUUUAGUAUCAUUCUAACACUGAUGAGAAUUAUGUUUAAGAUCUUAAAAAUUAAUAUAAGAGAGUAAAUGAUUUGCUUGACUUGGAACUUAAAAAUAAAAAGGUUUAUGAAAUGCAGCUAAUACAAGCAAAGUAAUCUUAAUAAAGCUUAAAAUAGCUUGAAUUGGAAUAUACAUCUUUAUAGUAGAAUUUAGAAAAAUUAAAAAAACUCAAUUAAGAAUUAACUAUCGAAAAUAAUACUAUAAAAUAAUAAUAUUACUCAGAAAAUCAAAAAAAUAUUAUUCUUGAAAAGAAUUCUUUAAAAAUUUAUUAGUUGUAAAAGGAACUUGAUAUAAGCUAAUAGAAUACUUAAGAUAUUUAGAUGCAGCUAGCUCAAGCUUAAAAAUAAAUUCAAGAGAAAGAAUUUUAGAUUAGAGAUCUAACAUCAAAUGUAUAGGAACUUAAAAAUUAAUGUGAACUAAAAAUGUUAGAAGAAAAAUAGAUGAAAGAGUAGAUCAUCAAAGAAUCUGAAAUUAAAGUUGAUAGUCAAUAAAAAGCAUUUUAAUUAGAACAAUAAAAAUCUGAAAAAGAGUAAUAAAUUAGAGAGUUGAAACGAGAUAUUGAGUAAUUGAAAGAAGAUCUCUAGGACUAAAAAGAAAAAGUUAUUUAGGAAUAAUAAAAAAAUAAGGAUUUGAAGAAUAAUGAGUAUUCUCUUACAAAAGAUAUACAAACGUUAGAAGAAUAGCUGUAAAAUAUUUAGAAUGAUCAUGAUAAACUAUAAGAAAAGUAUGCAAGGGCUUAAAAGUAAUCUUAAAAAGAAAUUGAAGAGAGUUAAAUGAUUAUAGAUGAAAUUAAAUCUCAAACAGAAGGAGAAAUUUUAUAACUAACAAAGAAAUGUUAAAAGUUAGAAAGCAUUAAUGAAGAUUUAGAAUAAAAUUUAAAAAUAGUCAGAUCUGAACUUGAAGAGUUCAAAAAAAAACAUGGUAGCACAAAAUUAAAAUAUGAAGAUGAAUUUGUGAAGGUUAAUUAGUUACAAAGAAAAUUAGAUGAAAGGGAAGAUACUAUUAAGCAGCAAAAAGAGCAAAUUGAGACUCAUAAAUUAAAAGAAUAGAAGCUUACUGAGUAGUUAGGAAAAAUUUAAGAAUAAACAAAGAUCAUUUCAUAAGAAAAAGAGAAUUAGCUUAGAGAGAUGAUAAAGGUAAGCGAUAUGAAAGUUAAGUUGGCUGAAAGACAAAUGGAAUAAAAAGAGAAUGAAAUGAAAUUACUAAGAGAAGAAAUGGUUUAUCUUUCAGAACAGCUUGAUUAAGGGUCAGAAGUUAUGAAAGAAUAUGAUAGGUAAUGCAUAGAGAUAGAGAUGCUGACUCAACAAAAAGAUCAGCUUUAGUAGACAAUCAUGAUUUUAGAAAAAUAAAUUGAUGAAAAGAAUCUUGAGUUUAUGUAAUUAUAAUAAGCAUAUAGAGAUAUAGAAAUAGAUAGGGAAAAGCUUUAAGAGACCGUUAUAAAGUAAGAAAGUAUCAUUUAAGAAGCAAAGUAAACUGAGAAUCAUAUAAGAGAAGAAAAGCGAAAGGUUAUAGAACAAUUUAAGUAAGUUAGUUAUGAAAAGAGAAUAAGUGAUGAAAAAGCUCUUGUUACUGAAGUUGUUGAAAAAUAAAAUGAAGAGCUACUACAAAAGCUAGAUAGUACAAGAAAUGAAAUGAAAUAGCUUUUAGAAUAGCUUAGGUAAGAAAAAUUGUAAGUAGAAAAGCUUACAGAAGAGAAUGAAAAGUAAAAUUAGCGUAUAAAAGAACUGGAAGAAAGCUAAAGUGUAAUGAGAGCAAUAUAAAGUGAGAAAGAAAAAGAAGAGAGUCGUUUAGAAGUAGAAAUGCUAAAAAUGAAACAUGAAAGUAUGGUCUCUUUAAACAAGUAAUAUGAAGAUGAAAUUUUAUAGUUAAGCAAAGAUAUUUAAGAAUUAGAAAAAUCUUUAAAAAACUCUUAUAAACGCAUAAAUGCUCUUCAGUAGGAAAUUGAGGAAAAAGAAUAAUAAAUAUCUGACUUAAGAAAGGAAUUGGAUUUGGUUGAUAGGUAAGUUAUCCUUAAAAUAAACCAUGAAAAAUCUUAGUAUCAAACACAAGUUACAGAUCUCCAACUUGAAGUAGAACAAAUGAGAAAUUUGUAACAAUAAAUAGCCUUGCUAAAAAGUAAUGAUGCAAAAUAUAUUGAAACUAUAGCUUCUCUUCAAAAAGAAAUUAAUAAGCUCGAAAUAGAUAAUUAGGAUUUACAAUUUAAAAUUAAAUAGUAAGAUCUUUAGCUGUAAAAAACUGAAAUAGCUUUUAAUUAAAACAUUCACUACUAAGCUUCCUAGCAUGUUAUCGAUUUAGAAACUUAGAUACACUAAUAAUAAGCAAGAAACUAAAUUCUCGAAUAACAAUUAAAAGCUAUGACAGAAAAAUAUGAGUAAAAAGCAAAGCUUUUUGAGAGAUAUGGAGUAAAUUUUGACCCACAGCACCCAAAUUAUAACUAAACUGUUAAAAAAAUACCAUAGCCUACAAACAUGUUAACUUCUCCUCCUUUUUCUCCAAGAAAAAAUUAGGUUUCAACAGCUAGCAUCAGCAAUAAUAAUAAUCCUUUAUUUUUAUCUCCACCAUAAAAAUUACAAUCAUAAAAUCUUUUAUUCAACUAAUAGGCUAUUCCCAACAGCAGCUAAUAAACAUAAAAUCUGAUAUAUUCUCCCUCAUCCUAAAAUUAAGAAUAAUUCAACUUUUCUUCAAGAUAAAAUCAGCCUCUUUUCCCACAACCUAGCAGUCAAUAUAAUGGUACUAAUUUCUAAUAAAAAUAUUAAUAACAAGUUCCUUCUUACAAUCUUAAUCCUAUGUUUGAAAGAAAUUAGAAUCAGUUAUAUUAAAAAACAAUUCCAAACAAUCAAGAUCUAAUAGAUUAGUAAAUAUUAUAAAGAUGUAAUGAAUUAACUAAAUUAUAUUGA
This is a messenger RNA of Tetrahymena thermophila SB210, 3651 nucleotides long. RefSeq lists its product as hypothetical. Lineage: Eukaryota; Ciliophora; Oligohymenophorea; Hymenostomatida; Tetrahymenidae. The record is from RefSeq and is a predicted model, not a curated record. The transcript has 3 exons.